UUUGCAAGGUGGACGACAACGCUUGCGCAAAGAGUGAACACUAUACAGUGACACAGACGAUGAUGGUGAUGAUGAAGCUGUUGCCGGACCAGUUAAACGCAAACACCUCCCCCCAGCCCCGCCAGUCCCGCCAAUCCCGCCAGUCCCACCGUUUCCAAGCCUCCAUGCUCCUGCUGGUAUACAACUGGACAAUCGACAAGCCACAGACAGAGAAAUACUAAAGGCUAUCACUGCUGUCCAGGUAUCUUUGGAUGAAGUUCGCAAAGAGGUUUUGUCCCAAGGACAGCUGCUGAACACGAUGAUCAGCAAAGAGGCAUCGAGUGGCACCAUAGAUGUGAUGGAUACCUUUCCGAUAAAGUCCAUGGAAGAGCUGGAUGGAAUGGAAAACAAAAUUGAAGAUAGAGAAAUUGCUAAAUCACUGGUCAAUCAACUCAGCCUCAUCGGGGGUUCUAAUCUUAAGGAGGCGACCAGAUGGGUGAUGUCUCAAACCAUAUCCCACAAUGUUGCUCUGAACCUUAAUUGGGCAGGGAGGAAGGGCUGGAAAGGUCAGCAGACUGAACCGAAGAGAGCAUUUGGUGGUCUGCGCCUAUGCGCUGCAAUGAAAAAAUCGAUGCUGAAGAACGUUGCCUUCAAAACAACAGAAGACCAGGUCGAGAGAGAAAUGAUGAUAUGGCUUCGCAACGCCUGCGACAGGCAUGGGGGCAGGAAGAGGCGCGCUGAGUCUCAAGCCACUGUGUCCGUAGUGACUGUUUCGGAGAACAGCGAAAUCGCCGAAAUCACUGAAAAUGAACUUUGA
Messenger RNA from Liolophura sinensis, 796 nucleotides. RefSeq lists its product as uncharacterized. The coding region runs from base 299 to 796 and encodes 165 amino acids. The transcript has 5 exons. Lineage: Eukaryota; Metazoa; Mollusca; Polyplacophora; Chitonida; Chitonidae. The record is from RefSeq and is a predicted model, not a curated record.